UACGUUAAUUGGUAAGUUUUUGACAAUUUUCAUCGUUGAAAUCAACUAGGAAUAAUAACGGCAUCAUGAUUUUGCUAUGGUUUACUAUGAGCAAAAGAUUCCGGGAACAGAAGAAAAGAGGAGCCUGCAUUGGCAAAUGCCGCUGAUCUGAUCACCUUUGCCAUUUGAUGAUUUGCUCCGAUCAGGAACUGCCCACACCACCAGCGAUCGGCCAUGGCGAGCCUCGUGCAAGGCGUGUACGUCCUGGAGCGUGACCGGCAACGGAACCGCCAGGGCCCCGACGCCCGCGCGCCGGCGUGGUGGAAGUUCUUCAACUUCGAGCUGCGGCAGGCGCUCGUGGACGCCGCCGACUCCUCCAUCUUCGGCGCGGUGUACGCGUUCCAGCCGCCGUACCACCUCAUCGACCCAGCGGCGGCCGCCAGCGCGCCGCACUACGUCGUCGCCUUCCGAGGGACCGUCACCAAGAAGGCCUCGGCGUCCAGGGACCUCGAGCUCGACCUCCUGCUCGUCCGGAGCGGCAUCGAGCACACCUCCCGCUUCCGCAUCGCGAUGCAGACCAUCCACGACGUCGUGGUUGCCGCCGGGGCGGGGCACGGCCGCGUCUGGCUGGCCGGCCACUCGCUGGGGUCCGCCAUCUCAACCCUCGCCGGAAAGACCAUGGCCCGGGCGGGCGUCGUCCUCACCACAUUCCUCUUCAACGCGCCGUUCCUGUCGGCGCCGGUGGAGAGGAUCCCGCACAAGAAGGUGAAGCAGGGCAUCCGCAUCGCCAAGAGCUUCGUCACGGCCGGGGUGGUCACCGUCCUGCACAAGAGCGGCGGCAGCAGCGACGAAGCCUUCGCGGCGCUGGCGCGGUGGGUGCCGAACUUGCUGGUGAACCCGGCGGACCCCAUCAGCGCGGAGUACGUGGGGUACUUCGACCACCGCAAGAAGAUGGAGGACAUCGGCGCGGGCGCCGUCGGGAGGCUGGCCACGAGGCACUCGGUCAAGGACCUGCUUCUGGGCAUCGGCAAGCCGGAGGGCUGCGAGCCGCUGCACCUGUUCCCUUCGGCCGUCCUGACGGUGAACCGCGGCCCGUCGCCGGACUUCAAGUCGGCCCACGGGAUCCACCAGUGGUGGCGGCCGGACUUGGCCCUGGAGUGCAGGGCCUAUUCCUACGCUUGAUCGGCUGGAAUAUAAGGCAAACCUCCUUUGGAUCCUGGUUCUAGAAACUGAAACUCGAAAAUGA
Molecule: messenger RNA, 1225 nt
Organism: Triticum aestivum (bread wheat)
Lineage: Eukaryota; Viridiplantae; Streptophyta; Magnoliopsida; Poales; Poaceae
Product: GDSL esterase/lipase At4g10955-like
Exons: 1
Coding region: 214-1161 (315 amino acids)
Source: RefSeq, a predicted model, not a curated record